Messenger RNA from Kickxella alabastrina, 911 nucleotides. RefSeq lists its product as uncharacterized. The transcript has a single exon. The record is from RefSeq and is a predicted model, not a curated record. Lineage: Eukaryota; Fungi; Kickxellomycota; Kickxellomycetes; Kickxellales; Kickxellaceae. The coding region runs from base 236 to 889 and encodes 217 amino acids.
GCGCCCAAUUAUCCACGCAUAGUAUUUGAAAUACCCACAUAUAAUAGUUUGCUAUUAAAAGCCCAUUAAGCAGUCAGCAGGAAAACUAGGCUUGUAAGAACCAUCCUUUUUAUUUGCACAUUAUUUACUUUUGCUUAUAUUUGUGAGCUGCAUUUACAUGAAUUUAUUUUUUGGAACGGCAUUUAAUAUUUAAUUUUCCAAACUUCUCGCCUCUAAAUAUCAAUAAAACUUCAUAAUGUACUAUUAUCGUCGUAACUCUGUUUUUGUUGCCGCUAUUUUUGCAGUUAGCAUGCUGAGUACAGCCACUGUUACUGCUCAAAUUAAAAAUAGUACGUGUCCCAAUUUGGAAGGAAAUUUUGUUUGUGGCAGUCUCUCGGAGCUUUACAUUUGCAACCAUGGUGUCUAUGAAAAACUGUCAAACUGCCCAGCUGGCAUGUUCUGCCAAGACGGCUCAUGCAAUGCUCUAACCAGUGUAGACGUAAAAGCAGACCCAGCGCAGUCGGCUGGUGUUACUCCUCAAAGAAGCAGCGCUAUGACAACGGUAGACUCAUCUUCUGCACCCGCAUCCGCAUCCAGUUCCAGCUCCAGCUCUAGCUAUUACAAAGGCAAUGCCGUUCAAUCCGCCAGCUUAUCAGAGUUAUCUGACCUUGGUUCUGAUAUUGAACCAACUUCUUUGUCAGCAGGCAAGGCUAGCAGCAGCAUAUUGGUAUCUCACUCAUCGUCAAGCAGGACGAGUGCAAAGGAAACUCUCAACAUCUCGACUAUUGAUUCUAACAAGCCUGAUGGGCUUCACAAAGACUCAUCGGCUGCCGCUAUUAAUCAAAAUAGCAUGACAUUUGCCACCGUAGUGUCUUCCAUUAUUGCUGCUGUCCUUUUUUCAAUUCUCUAAUAAAAAACAGUUAUGAUUGUUA